This is a messenger RNA of Penicillium macrosclerotiorum, 1641 nucleotides long. RefSeq lists its product as uncharacterized. The coding region runs from base 1 to 1641 and encodes 546 amino acids. The record is from RefSeq and is a predicted model, not a curated record. The transcript is spliced from 2 exons. NCBI's taxonomy places the organism in Eukaryota, Fungi, Ascomycota, Eurotiomycetes, Eurotiales, Aspergillaceae.
AUGCGUCUCACAACCGCAUCUCUCUCGGUUCUGGCAUUUUCGAGCACUCUGCUUGCCGCUUCAACGGCCCAGCAACACACCAGUGCAGACUCCCUCUCGGAUACCCCGUCUGGCAUCGCCCAUGCCCAGGAGAAUGGCGCCUCUACUCCAAAGGAGGCUGCAGUUCCCACUUCUGCUGUCACGGCCGGUACCAAUGGCAGUAAUGAGAAUGAGAAUACGGUUCUAGGUAUGCCUGAUGCAACGGCAGCUCUGCAGGAUAGCCAGGCUUCCCCUCGAGCUACCACGACCAAAUCCGCUGGAUCAAAUAUUGAACACCUGAGUGUCAGUAGCAUCAUCCGCUCUGCUGGAUCCACUGAAUCCACAGACUCAUCGACCGUUGACUCGACAACUGGUCCUUCAACACAAGCCACUGAUGGCUCUUCUACUAUCCGGGCAGCCACAGUGACCAAGUCCAGUCAGUCUUCGUCCAGCACGAGUUAUAGCAGUUCCGAUGAUUCGGACCCUCUUCUCUCCUUUGAUGGCACCUUUUUGGACUCUUUCAAGGACUUUGUCAGCUUCCUCCACGGCGUCAAGGGCCUCCUAGCGCCUACUUUGCUUUCUGAUAUCGAGUCUUUCUUCCACCACAUUGCCUACCUUCUGGACGACAAAACCACCGACCAGACCAAGAGUCUGAUUGACACUGCUUCUGGUCUUCUCACCAAGAGUCUCAUCAACCAGCUCACGGGCCUGCUUAACAACGCUAGCAACCUGCUGACAGCGGACUUUGUCAAAGAAACUAAAGAUCUCAUUAAUACAGUUGGCCCUAUUCUUACUCCGGAGCUUUUCAAGGAAAUUAGCGGACUUUUGAACAACGCCAACAACCUCCUCGACGCCAGCUUCGUCAAAGAAACAAAAGGUUUGAUUGGCACUGUUGCUCCUUAUGUUACUCCCGAGCUUCUCAAGGAGGUCAACAGCCUGCUUCAAAACGGCAAUAGCUUACUGAGCCCUGAGUUCAUAAAGGAGACCAAGGGAUUGAUUGGUACUGUGGUACCAGUUCUGAGCCCUGAACUCUUCAAGGAGAUCAACAGCCUUCUACAGAACGGCAAUAACCUCCUGACCCCUGACUUUGUUCGGGAGACCAAGGGAUUGAUCGGCGGUGUGGCUCCUGUCCUGACCCCAGACGUUCUCCAGGAGGUCGGAAGCUUGUUGUCCAAUGCCAACAGCCUAUUGACCAAGGACUCGGUCAAGGAAAUAAGCGAUCUGCUGACCAACGCCAAUGCGUUGUUGACCCCUGAGUUUAUCCAUGAUACUAGCGGGCUGAUUGAAGGCAUCUCGCCGGUCAUCACCCCUGCGUUGCUUGCUCAAGUGGGCGGGCUGCUGAGCAAUGCCAACAAUUUGUUAACCGACAAAUUUGUUCAAGACGCCACAUAUCUACUAGGCAAUGGAACCACCUUGUUGAGCCCUUCGUUCAUCAAUGAGACUCGUAACCUCAUUGAUGGAGUUGCGCCGGUUGUCACGCCGGACCUACUGGCCCAAGUGGGCAACUUGCUUAACAACGCGGAUGACCUUCUCUCCAAGAAAUUUGUCAACGAGACCCAAACCUUGAUUGAGGAUGUAUCAGAUAUUCUGCCUAUCCUUAUGCAAGUGGUCGGUUCGUUAUAG